Messenger RNA from Bursaphelenchus xylophilus (pine wood nematode), 2526 nucleotides. The record is from the annotation of a GenBank genome assembly. NCBI's taxonomy places the organism in Eukaryota, Metazoa, Nematoda, Chromadorea, Rhabditida, Aphelenchoididae.
AUGAAAUGGUUAGCGUAUGGAAAACGUAAGAGAAAUAGCCUUUUGUUUCUGUGGUUUAGAGCUGCUACUUGAUGUGCUGAAUCUAAUUAUGACUGUAGUUUUGGUCUGUGCGUUUAUUUUCCCAAUGAUUUUGACAAAUCUUUGUGAGGUCCCAAGUAUAAUGUAAAACAUUAAAGUUUUUGGUCAUAUUUUUGUUUCAGCGGCUAAAGAACUCCUGAACCGUCGAGAAUUUGGGUUUACUUUUGAUCAAGCGAUGCAUCGUUACUUAUCUUUCACCGAUCCAAACGAAUUGACCAAACAGUUGGUAGCGAAAAAGCCAAGAAAGUUUGAGAUUGGUGCUGUUGCGACUGUUCCGGUAAGCACUCUACUUUUUUCCUUAUGUGUUUAGAUGGCUCAAAGAGACAGUGUGUGCAAGGAAGAGUUCGAAUGGGUCGAACGAGAGCUGACUUUUGAUAUUGACAUGGACGACUACAACAGUGUCCGGACUUGUUGUCAAGACAAGAAGGUCUGUCAAAAAUGUUGGUCGUUCAUUUCCAUCGGUGCCAAGGUCAUAAAUUUCAUUUUGACGGAGCAUUUCGGAUUCAAAAAGUUGUUGUUCGUCUUCUCCGGUCGACGAGGACUUCACGUGUGGUGUGCCGACGAUAAGGCUCGCAAGUUGGGUGAUCUGGAGCGCAAAGCGAUUUAUGAUUAUCUAAAUUGCCGAGAUCUUCGAAUUAACAAAGACAAACGACUGCACAAAUCUAUCUUGGACUUUUGUCGAGUAAUUUUGGACGCGCCGGAAACUGUGGACCUGGUGGUGGAUCAAGGAUGGAUGGAAAACACCGAAGACUGGCUGAAAAAAUGUCCCAACCGAAAACUUGAGAGUCAGAUUCGAACAGCCUUCAAAAAGUAGGCUUUUUUGUUUGUUCCGCCACAAAAAUCAAAAAAAAAAUUUUUGUCAUGGAUAAUAUAAAUUUUCAAAAUAAUUCCUCCGAAACUUCUAAGCUAUGUUUCAUGACCUUCAUAGAGGCAAGCAACACUAGUUUAAGGCUUAAUUUUCACUAAUUUAAAUAGUUUUUUCACCAUUUUUUUUAUCAUGGAUAAUGUCCAAAAAAUUUCAGAAUGCCCGAUCCAGCAAAGCGCUUCGAACUCCUCAAAUGCAUCUGUGAUCCCAAGUCCCACAAAGAGUCGGAAUCGCGGCUAGAGCCUCCAACUCCAGAGGCAGUCGCCUUUUUUUACCUGUUUUUAUUGGAGAGGAUGCAUCCAAAAAUGGAUGCCCCCAUCACAACCAAAACAUAUCACUUGUUAAAGUCGCCAUUCUGUGUUCAUCCAGAGACAGGAAUGGUCUCGGUGCCAUUUAGCGCGAAUUCGGGGCACCUAUUCCGAUUGGACAAGGUCCCGAGAGUCGAGUAGGUGGCUUCAGUACUUUUCGGACAAAAAAUUAUAUUAUCCAUGACCUACUCGGCUUCAUGGAGAUUGGACAGAGUGAAACUCGACAGAAAUAAAUUGGACGGAGAGUGGGAAUUGGACAAGGGGAGAUUGGGCGAAGUGAAAUUGGACAGUUUUUUUUCAUUGCAAAGAAUAGUUAAAUAGUGACAUUACAGUAGGGGACCUGAUCCAGUGGCAAAAAACGUACCAUUUUGCAUUCGGGAAGUGUCAAAAUGUGGCAAAAUGCCUCCCUCUCCAAGUGAAAAAACUUCGUUUUGAAGGGCGCGCUUUUGAAAUCGGAGUUUUUUCACUUGGAGAGGGAAACAUUUUGCCACAUUUUUGAUACUUCCCGGAUGCAAAACGGUACGUUUUUUGCCACUGGAUCAGGUCCGCUACUGUAAUGUCACUAUUUAACCGUCUUUGUAGUGAAAAAAAAUCUGUCCAAUUUCACUCCGCCCAAUCUCCCCCUGUCCAAUUUCCACUCUCUGUCCAAUUUAUUUCUGUCGAGUUUCACUCUGUCCAAUUUCCAUGAAGCCGAGUAGGUCAUGGAUAAUAUAAUUUUUUGUCUGGAAAGAACUCAAAGUAAUUUUUCAUGAUUGUAGCGAGCUGAUAAAGCAAUUGAAAAAUGCCAAAGCCAUUCAAGACGAGUCUGCCGAUGAGAAAGAGAACGCCCGGAAAGUGCUGUGUAAGUUGGAUGAGAAGUCGUAUUUUCGACAAAAAAAAUAUUUUAAGAUUGCGUAAAACUUAUUAUUAGUGGAUUUGAAAAGCUGUUUAGGACAAUAUUUGCAAAGUUUUAUGUUCAAUUUGGCCAAAAAUUUAAAAAAAUUAUAUUAUACUAGGCAAGAUUGUAAGUUUUGCCUGUGAAUUGAAGAAUUUUGAUGUUAGAUAGCUCGAAUUAGCUUUAAAAUACUUCUUAUUAAAUUUACUAGACUUUACAUCUCCAUUUGGCACGUAUCUCAUCGAUUUUAAUACAUUUUUUCGCUAAUCUUUCACAAUUCUUUACAAAAUUUUAGUAUUUUUUGAAUUAUAUCGGCUAUUUUAGAUUACAAGCGAACCGAUCUCGCCCCAUACAUCGAGAACUUUGAAGUUUUCAUCAAUAAUGUUGUAAAAGACGCCUAG